AUGGAGAUGAAGGAAGAUGUUCAAGCUGGACGUGUCUCCUGGCGCCAUGAUGUUGACAUCAGGAGCUGGAGGAGCAGCUGGAACUUUCGAAACGUAACAUUCUAUACUGGCCGGCAACCGCCUUUGUUGACUCGGGUGGCUGCAGGAGGCACCAGCUACUUCAUGCUGGUGCCCUUUGCUGACAUUCGGCACCCACAAAAUGGGCGAAGCCGGGAAAACCUGCCCUUUCCAGCGUUCCCCAAAUGCACAGAAGCUGAUGUGUCUCUCUGGGUCACGGCCACAUCUGUAGAUGAAAUAUCGGGUUUUUGGAAGGGGUGGGAAGAGUCCAUUUUUAUUGUUCUGCUGACAAUAGAUGACAACUCUUUUCUCCUGCAGCAGAAGCACAGGCAGAUCUGUUUCUGGGAAAAACAACCCUCAGGCUGUUCGAGGAUCAGUUGUGCCUUCCAGCACAGCAAGCCUCGAAAUAUAAAUGGACUGUUCCUGCCACCUGAUAACAAUGUGCCGUUGCAACAGGGUGGCCAAGAAAGGACUCUGCAUCCAGCACAUCUUCAAGAAUCACUCAGAAACCAAGAGAAUAUUUCCCUACCAGUUCAUGCUCCACUGAUUAUAAGGCUCAACAAUGCUGAAGAUGAACAGGACGAUGAAGAGGAUGAUGACAAAGAGAACUAUGUUUCUAAUUGGGUGCCUAAGACUGCUGCAGAAAUUGAAGAGGAAAGAACCAUAAAGGAAAAAUGCUAUAAAACUGGAGAGUAUUACAGGAUCCAGCACCCCCACAAACACCAAUCAACAGAAACUGUGUCUUCACCUCAGGAAAAGGAAAUAUUACUCUUGGAAGCUAUGGAGCGAGACUUACAGAAAGGGGAUGGUAAUACAAUUCCUACAACAUUUAAUAAUACAAAAAGAGGAGAGAGCUGGGAAAGGAGAAUACCAACAGAGCGUAUUCCCAGAAGGGAUUAUACUAGUUUUAGGAUUAUACUCAUUAUAAAGUUUGCUUUUUUAUUUUUAGGCUUUAACACUUCAGACCCCAGAGGAAAACCAAGUUACCAACCAAGGAGUCAAAGGAAAGAUGAUGAACCUGCUUCUUAUGUUCCUCGUGGGAGAGCAGCAGGAAGAAAAACAUGUUGCGAUUCUUCAGAACCUCGCAGGUCAGCGUAUGUUUUCUACCGCACUGUGGACGUCACCCAAGAACCAAAGUUCAGUGGAUCCACAGCAGCACCUGAGCCAUAUGGUGGGAAAUGCUCCAAACCAAAGAAUCAGCUUGACACAAAUAGAAGAUUUUCGACCCAAACGGAAAGCUAUGGUAAUGCUUACCUGUUGUGUUUAAACUGAAAAUUGUAGGAUUAUUUUGCAAUUAAUGAUUUGAAUUAAUGUAAUUAAGAUGGAAUUAAUAGAAAACAAGAGAAUUCAUAUUUUUAGCCAAAUUUCACAGAAAACAGUCACUGGGCAGCUUACUCUGAUGCACAGUCAGCUGCCCAGCACAAAAACAUCCCAUUGCCUUAUAUCGAGUGUUUGCACAGGCAGGGAUAAAAGAGGAGGUUGGAUUAUGGAUUUGUUUAAUUGAAAAGCAAUUGGUGCCUUUGGGAAGAUUUUCAACACAAGAAUAUUGACUUUGUUCAAGGCGCAGGUGUCCGUGGCAGAAUCGCCUCCUUUGGGAGAUCCCGUGAGCUUGAGGAAACGCUGCAAGAUUACACAUGAUCUAUAAAGUACUGGAGAAAGUCUGUAUUUAACACUGGCUUGUAUUUCAGAGAUGAUGUAUGAUUCACUUGAUGCUUUCAUUGAUACUUCGACUGACAGAGUAUUUAAUUCACAUAUCAGACUUAGAGAGUCUUUCCUGAAAUUGGAGCUGAAAUUAAGAAACCAUGUUGA
This is a messenger RNA of Columba livia (rock pigeon), 1866 nucleotides long. RefSeq lists its product as uncharacterized. Bases 1 to 1329 code for a protein of 442 amino acids. NCBI's taxonomy places the organism in Eukaryota, Metazoa, Chordata, Aves, Columbiformes, Columbidae. The transcript has 9 exons. The record is from RefSeq and is a predicted model, not a curated record.